Molecule: messenger RNA, 1273 nt
Organism: Orussus abietinus
Lineage: Eukaryota; Metazoa; Arthropoda; Insecta; Hymenoptera; Orussidae
Gene: RpII33
Product: DNA-directed RNA polymerase II subunit RPB3
Exons: 5
Coding region: 264-1094 (276 amino acids)
Biological process (GO): DNA-templated transcription
Cellular component (GO): RNA polymerase II, core complex
Molecular function (GO): protein dimerization activity; DNA-directed RNA polymerase activity
Source: RefSeq, a predicted model, not a curated record
AAAGCAUAUUAAGUUAAAUAGUAACAAUGAGUACGUUUAAUUAGACGAGCACGUCUAGAGAACCCUCUAAUCGCCUAUUCCUGAUCCUUUAAAAUUUUUGCCGUAAAUGAAUCUCGAACAAUAAUUUAUCCGCGAUUUAAAACGAACCUGACAGGGCUAAGGGUAGUGGUGGACGAUAUUCAACGAUAUUCCUAGAAGCAGAAGAUUUAAUCGAAAUCAACACAUCAAUUAUUCAAGCGAAAAGAUUUUAAUUAGAGCGAAACAUGCCUUACGCUAAUCAACCGUCUGUACACAUUUCCGACCUCACCGAAGAGAACGUCAAAUUUCAAGUGGAAGACACCGAAUUGAGUGUGGCGAAUAGCAUGAGAAGGGUUUUUAUUGCUGAGACACCGACCAUGGCUAUUGACUGGAUACAACUAGAAGCCAACUCGACGGUGCUAAGCGAUGAGUUUUUAGCGCAUAGAAUUGGAAUGAUACCGUUAAUUAGUGACGAUGUAGUAGAUAGAAUUCAGUAUACCAGAGAUUGCCAGUGUAUGGAUUUCUGUCCAGAAUGCAGUGUCGAAUUUACCCUCGAUGUAAAGUGUACCGACGAUCAUACAAGAAAUGUCACAACGGCAGAUUUUAAGUCAAGCGAUGCCAGAGUAUUGCCUGUUACAUCCCGACAUCGAGAAGACGAUGCCAGCGAGUAUGGGGAAACGGAUGAAAUACUAAUUGUAAAAUUACGGAAAGGCCAGGAGUUAAAGCUCAGGGCAUAUGCUAAAAAAGGGUUCGGCAAAGAGCACGCAAAAUGGAAUCCUACAGCAGGCGUGAGUUUUGAGUACGAUCCAGAUAAUUCUAUGCGUCACACCUUGUUUCCAAAGCCUGACGAAUGGCCAAAGUCUGAGUACAGCGAGUUAGAAGAAGAUCAGUAUGAAGCACCUUUUAAUUGGGAAGCCAAGCCAAACAAAUACUAUUUCAACGUCGAAAGCAGCGGAGCACUGAAACCCGAAAAUAUAGUAAUGAUGGGCAUAGCAGCUUUAAAGAAUAAAUUAUCUAACUUACAAAUGCAGUUAAGCCACGAAGUUCAAAGUGAUGCGCUCAGUAUUCAUCAUUAAUUCAUAAUUUAACAUUUAUCGUUCCCCUAGUGUUAAUUCCGGUAGAUUUAAAAAAUGACUGCGCUAUUAUUGCAGCAAUAAAUAUUUUGAUUACAUAUCAUUUUAUCGACCUUUUCUACGCUCAACAUGCUAAACUGUAAAGUUCUAAAUUGUGAGAAUAAAUGAUGUUCUUACCGAUA